This is a messenger RNA of Nicotiana tabacum (common tobacco), 1448 nucleotides long. RefSeq names its product GATA transcription factor 7-like. Gene Ontology annotation, molecular function: sequence-specific DNA binding; zinc ion binding. The record is from RefSeq and is a predicted model, not a curated record. Lineage: Eukaryota; Viridiplantae; Streptophyta; Magnoliopsida; Solanales; Solanaceae. Gene Ontology annotation, biological process: positive regulation of DNA-templated transcription; cell differentiation. Gene Ontology annotation, cellular component: nucleus.
AACAAUAACCCCCCCACCCCCACUAGUUUCGCCCCUUUUUCAGUGCUUUAACCCAAAAACUCUUAUUCACAACUUUAUUUUUUCCUUUACUAGCAAUUCUCCAACUUCUUCUUCAUCUUCUACCUUACAAUUUUUCCUUACCAUAAAACCAACGUAAACUUCUCUGUACCUUAAAAAACACAAAACUUUUUUGCCCUUCUUGUUUUUGUACUUAUUUUUUUAAUGGAGUUGAUUGAGGCAAGAGCAUUAAAAUCCAGUUUUCUUUCGGACAUGGCCAUGAAAACUAGCCAACAGGUUUUUCUUGACGAUAUAUGGUGUGUAACGGGUAUUAAUAACGUACCAAGUGAUGAUUUUUCAGUUGAUGACCUUUUGGACUUUUCUGACAAAGAUUUCAAAGAUGGCCAGUCUUUACAAGAAUUGCAUGAAGAUGAUGAAAAAGACUCUUUUUCUGGCUCUUCACAGCACAAAAAUUCUCAAGUUUCAAACUUUUCAUGCAUGGGUAGUUUUUCCGGCGAACUUCCUGUCCCGGUUGAUGAAUUGGAGAAUCUUGAGUGGUUAUCACAAUUUGUGGAUGAUUCCACGUCGGAAUUCUCCUUGUUGUGUCCUGCCGGCAGUUUCAAGGACAAAACCGGUGGCUUUCAAGUUUCCCGGUCCGAACCGGAUGUAAGACCGGUUGUUCAGAAACUGAGAGUUCCAUGUUUUCCUUUACCGGUUGUUCAGAAACCUAGAACUAAGCGGUCCAGACCGGCUGGAAGAAAAUGGUCCUUUUCGUCACCAACAGUUUCAGCAGACUCGUGUUCACCCACCUCUUCAUCAUACGGUUCGUCACCGUUUCCUCCGGUUUUAUACGCGAACCCGGUUCUAGACGGCGACUUGUUUUGUAGCGUAGAAAAGCCGCCGUUGAAAAAGCCGAAAAAAAUUUCAACAGCAGAGACCGGUUCGGGUCGUCGGUGUACUCAUUGCCAGGUCCAGAAAACACCACAGUGGCGAGCCGGUCCAUUGGGUCCAAAAACUUUGUGCAACGCUUGUGGUGUUAGAUACAAAUCCGGUCGGCUUUUUCCGGAAUAUAGACCGGCUUGUAGUCCGACUUUUUCUCAGGAAGUUCACUCGAAUAGUCACCGGAAAGUUUUAGAGAUGCGGCGGAAGAAGGAGAGCGGUGAGGUUAUUGACUCCGGUCUAGCUUUCAACUUGUUGAGUUUUGAAAUGAAUGAGAACCCGGUUCAUUCUGAACCGGUCUAAAAUGGUCUUAGUGCGGCUGCGGUUCAAAUGUGAAAAUUUUGGUAAAUUGUGGGUUGUAGGAGGGUAGACAUAGAAAUGUAGCGUAUUUUAGGGAGGUUAUUGUAAUUUUACUUUUAGUAUCUUUUUUCUAUUCUCUUUUGUAGUAUAAAAAUCUAAUUCAUUUGCAGUUUAGUGGUCAAUCUUAUAGGAACUAUUCAUUUGUUUUUAAA